Pelobates fuscus (common spadefoot toad) is the source of this 3652-nucleotide messenger RNA. Its product is annotated as guanylate cyclase 2G-like. The transcript is spliced from 23 exons. Gene Ontology annotation, cellular component: plasma membrane. The record is from RefSeq and is a predicted model, not a curated record. Lineage: Eukaryota; Metazoa; Chordata; Amphibia; Anura; Pelobatidae. Bases 1 to 3369 code for a protein of 1122 amino acids. Gene Ontology annotation, biological process: intracellular signal transduction; protein phosphorylation; cGMP biosynthetic process. Gene Ontology annotation, molecular function: peptide receptor activity; protein kinase activity; adenylate cyclase activity.
AUGGAUAUUCCCACCAUGAAUCUUCUGAUCAUGGAUUCUUCCAUAUCUGAUGUUCCCACCAGAGACACUCUCACCAUGGAUACUCACACCAUAAAGACUUUCAAAGAAUCAAUGCAAACCAGCCCUAGCUUGAAUGACACCCCGGCAUAUACAGAAGGAAAGCCAACUGUCCAGAUCACUAUCGGGUUCCAAGCUCCAUGGAAUUUCUCCUACCCAUUUAGUGCCCAGCGUCUUGGCUCUGCCAUCCAGUUGGCCAUUGAUACAAUAAACAAAGACUGGGGCCCUUCGUUUUUGGGUAACUACACCUUGGAUUUUGUGUACGCUGACUGCAGCUGUAACGCCAAGACCUCCCUUAGUGUUUUUAUCAACCAAUUUCAGAAUCAGCAGAUCUCUGCCCUGCUUGGACCUGUGUGCCCGGAAUCCGCGGAGGUGACCGGUUUACUUGUCUCAUCUUGGAACAUACCGAUGUUUGGCUUCGUCAGCCAAACACAAAAAUUAGAUGACAGGCGUAUCUACGACACCUACAUCAAAGUUGUAUCUCCACUCCAGCGUAUCUCCGAAGUUCUGGUGAAAACCUUAAAAUAUUUUAAUUGGAAUUACAUUGCUCUGUUUGGAGGGUUAUCGAAAGGAUCUAUGUGGGAAAAAAUGGAUGAAUUGUGGCAAUCUCUGGAAGUCCAGCUAACAGGAAACUUUACCAUCUCUGCAAAAAUAAAAUACGACUCCGGAAGCUUACAGAGUCUCCGCGAGAACCUUCAAAUAGUGGCUUCACUGGCCAGAGUUAUCGUUUUAGUAACUAGCUCUGAGGACGCCAGACUGAUCCUAUAUGAAGCUGUGCAGCAGGGAUUAACCAAUGGGAAAUAUGUAUUUAUCAUGUUACAGCAAUAUGAGGAAAACUUUUGGAAAGAAGCUGUGAGCAGCAAGAUGAAUGCGGACAUUCUGAAGGCGUACGAGUCCGUCUUUAUGAUCGCAGUAAACUCCAACUACAGUUACCUUUCCUUCAUGAAGCAGGUCUACACAAGGUUAAAAGGACCGCCGUUUUACAGCGAGAUCUCGUCCGAAUACCAGGUCAGUCCAUAUUCUGUGUAUCUUUAUGACUCGGUCUUGCUCUACGCUCUGGGUUUAAGGGAAAUGAUCAAACAAGGUAAAAAUAUCAGCGACGGCAGGGCCCUCACACGGAUUUUAAAAGGUCGGAGAGAGACGCAAGUCUUUGGUGUCUCUGGGCCGCUCAGUAUUAACGAGGACGGGGAGAGAUUGAUAGAUUACGCGAUAUAUGAUCUCCAACACACGGGGAAUUCGUCUGGAUUUGUCCCUGUUUUGCUGUACGACAGUUUCCAGAGAACAAUCAGGGCCACCCCUUACUUCUCCUCUAUCAGCUGGCCGGGAGGCAUUCCGCUCAGGGACAGACCGGUGUGCGGAUUCUCUAACGAGCUGUGUGCGGCCAAGCUAAUCAAUACCUCACUCCUGGCUCUGAUAGUAACGCUGCUGGUAACGGCUCUGGGCGGCUUGCUGUUUGUAUCAUUCCUCAUCUUACAGAAAAGAAAAAUGAGGAAGCAGUUUGACGAUGACACUUGGUGGCAGAUAAACCACGAGGACAUCACCCUUCUAACGGACCAAAAGAAUAACUCUGUGAGCCCAGUUAGCACCCCAGCAUCUAAACGGUUUGGAAGCUUUGGGUCCAGCGCGGUUAUUUCCAGUAAUCACAGCUACGGUUUCACCGACAAACACGGGAAGGAAGUAUUUUACACAAAGAUGGGCCUGUAUCAGGGAAACCAUGUAGCCCUGAAAUAUCUCCCGGACCACACCAACGCGUUUCGAGUAAGGAAGGCCAGUAUCUUGCGAGAACUCCGAGUGAUGCGUGAAAUGAAGCACGAGAACCUGGUAACUUUCUUUGGGGUGUGCCCUGAGCCCCCCAAUGUCUGCCUUGUCACACAGUACUGUAAAAAAGGAAGUCUCAAGGAUGUUUUGCAGAAUAACGACAUCGAACUGGACUGGAUAUUCAAACUCUCUUUUUCCUACGACAUUGUUAAUGGAAUGUGCUUCCUUCACAAUUGUUCCCUCAAUUCCCAUGGGAACCUAAAGCCGUCGAACUGUUUGGUAGACAGUCGCAUGCAGGUGAAACUCUCCGGAUUCGGUUUAUGGGAAUACAAAUAUGGAACGACUCUCCGAGAUAUUGCAGCUAAAAAUGUCAAUUAUUCAGAACUAUAUUGGACAGCGCCGGAACUGCUGAGAUUAGGGGUCUUUCCGUUCCAGGGCACCCAGAAAGGAGACGUUUACAGUUUUGCUAUAAUUAUGAAAGAGUUGAUUUACGACGGAGAGGAUGGCCCGUUCCAGGAUCUCUCUCUGCAACCGUCAGAAAUUAUUAGCAAACUCAAGGAAUCUAGCUCGAACGACCCGUUGAGACCUUCUUUAUCGACAGAAAAAUGUGACGAAAGGAUUAUUACCAUGCUAAAAAUGUGUUGGGACGAGAACCCAGAGAGACGACCAUCGUUCGCGUCCAUUAAGAGGCGUUUGCGGGGAUUGAGUCCUGAGGGACAUGUCGGCAUCUUGGACAAUAUGGUUAUUAAACUGGAGAAAUACGCCAAUCACCUGGAGGAUGUAGUGGAAGAAAGGACGGCCAAACUUAUAGCCGAGAAAAAGAAAACAGACAAGCUACUAUCAACGAUGUUACCGAGUUUCAUUGCAGAGCAGCUCAUGUGUGGAAAAUCGGUGGAACCUGAGAGCUUUAACUCGGUCACUAUCUUCUUCUCUGACAUUGUGGGAUUCACCACCCUAUGUUCGGCCAGUACUCCGCUCCAGGUGGUGGACUUGCUGAAUGACCUUUACAGUUUAUUUGAUGAAAUUAUCAAAGAAUAUGAUGUAUACAAGGUGGAGACCAUUGGGGACGCUUACAUGGUCGCUAGUGGUCUUCCAAUAAGGAAUGGAAUCCAACAUGUCGAUGAAAUUGCCACAAUGUCUCUGCACUUUCUCAGCUCCAUGCUAGCGUUCAAAAUUCGACAUAAACCAGACGAGAAGCUGAAACUGCGCAUUGGACUGAAUACCGGUCCUGUAGUGGCCGGUGUGGUUGGAGUCACGAUGCCGAGAUAUUGUCUGUUUGGGGACACUGUUAACACUGCAUCCCGGAUGGAAAGCAACAGUCUACCUUUGCGGAUUCAUGCUUCAGAAACAACAGCCAUUGCCCUCAAAGAGAUCGGAGGGUACGAUUUGCAAGAACGAGGGACUAUUACCAUUAAGGGUAAAGGGAGACAGAAAACCUUUUGGUUAAAAGGUAAGAAGGGGUUUUGGAUGCCGCUGUCAGACUUUCCAAAUGAACCCGAUUAUCUUCGAGCCCUAUCAGAGGACGAUGAGGUCAGUUUCACAAGUGAAAAGUAAUCCUUAACGAAGAAAGAAUAAUUGAUUUCCCCCUCGUUAUAUUUGACCAAAAAAAAAAAGCAGUUUUCAUUCCAUUUUUAUUCCGAGUGCAAUCUGGGAAGACUGACGAUUUAUUGGGAGAAUGAACAACACUUUAUAUCUCCAAGAUAUUUUUGGAACAAACGUCCAUCGUCCAUCCAAGCGAUCCAUCUCCCGAUUAGCUCAACGUGGGAAUAUCACCCUCCUUAUACAAAAUGUCUCACGAUAGGAUUGUUUUAACCACAAACCUCAUUCAGAGGAAGAA